UGAAACAGUCGUUUAUCAAGCGGGUACGAUAGUUUUUGCGAAAAGAACACGAUAAAACAAUACGGCGCACAUCGUAAACAAUUCCAAUGUCAACAUUUGGUUAACAACGGCCAAGGUUAGCAAAUGUAUGCAUCCACAUCAUACACACCUUGACCAACUCGUUGACAGCUGUCAAUGGCCAAGCAGCAAGUUUGUUGUUGUCCACCAUCCGAACAAGCCACAACAAUUGUUUGCAGCUUCGUUUGCGGGGAAACGAAAUUUAGCACGAUGCCGAAAUAUUACUGUGAUUACUGUGACACCUACCUGACGCACGAUUCGCCGAGCGUCCGGAAGACGCACUGCACCGGCCGGAAGCACAAGGACAAUGUGAAAUUUUACUACCAGAAAUGGAUGGAGGAGCAGGCGCAGCAUCUGAUCGACGCGACGACCGCAGCGUACAAGGCGGGCAAGAUUGCCCCGAAUCCGUUCACCGCGGGACCACCGAAGCCGAACAUUUCCAUCCCACCGCCGACGAUGAACAUGCCGCCUAGGCCGGGCAUGAUACCGGGCAUGCCGGCUGGCGCACCGCCGCUGCUGAUGGGCCCGAACGGUCCGCUCCCGCCGCCGAUGAUGGGCAUGCGACCCCCGCCGAUGAUGGUACCGACGAUGGGCAUGCCACCGAUGGGUCUGGGGAUGCGGCCACCGGUCAUGAGUGCGGCACCGCCACAGCUCAACCCGAAAAGCUAAGGCUGCCGGACAGGCAUGGUACGUCCGUCUGUUUUUCUUUCUUCAUUCAUUUCACCUCUACUCAGUAUGGAACGAUAGGGCGGUAAUCACGGAAUUACGGAAAAAUAUAUACUACUACCUAGUGUAUCGGAUAAGCUACAAGUAAAAACAAA
Messenger RNA from Anopheles gambiae (African malaria mosquito), 878 nucleotides. RefSeq names its product U1 small nuclear ribonucleoprotein C (gene snRNP-U1-C). Gene Ontology annotation, cellular component: U1 snRNP; nucleus. The record is from RefSeq and is a predicted model, not a curated record. Gene Ontology annotation, biological process: mRNA splicing, via spliceosome; spliceosomal snRNP assembly; mRNA 5'-splice site recognition. The transcript is spliced from 2 exons. NCBI's taxonomy places the organism in Eukaryota, Metazoa, Arthropoda, Insecta, Diptera, Culicidae. Bases 175 to 726 code for a protein of 183 amino acids. Gene Ontology annotation, molecular function: zinc ion binding; pre-mRNA 5'-splice site binding.